This is a messenger RNA of Candoia aspera, 2380 nucleotides long. RefSeq names its product BLOC-1 related complex subunit 8 (gene BORCS8). Bases 114 to 434 code for a protein of 106 amino acids. Gene Ontology annotation, cellular component: BORC complex. NCBI's taxonomy places the organism in Eukaryota, Metazoa, Chordata, Lepidosauria, Squamata, Candoiidae. The record is from RefSeq and is a predicted model, not a curated record. The transcript has 4 exons.
AGGUACGUUUCUGACGAUGCACCCAGCCUUCCGGAAGUUGCUGAUAGGCUGGAGUUCCGCCCCGGCUCCGCAGUCCACUUUCUCUCACGCCGGGUCGGGCUCUGUUCGGGAUCAUGGAGGAGCCUGAGGUGCAGCUAAAAGUGAAAAAAGUGACAGACAAGUUUACAGAGAGCAUGUAUGUCCUGGCCAACGAACCUUCUGUUGCGUUGUAUCGACUUCAAGAGCAUGUCAGGCGGUCUCUCCCAGAACUGGCUGAACAUAAAGCUGACAUGCAGAGCUGGGAAGAACAGAGUCAAGGGGCCAUUUACACUGUAGAGUAUGCCUGCAGUGCCAUCAAGAAUAUGAAGGACAGUAGCAUGUAUUUCAAGAACAUUGAAGGGCUCCUUCAACACACCAUUACUGUAAAGAAUCGGCUGAAUUCUGCACGGAGGUAGCUCUGGAGAUCCGGAUGCAGGAAAACUUCAGAGCCACCCUCCCCGUUCAUGGAGAGGAGCUUCGGAUGCUGAGGGGAAGCCACUCUGCACACCAGCACAACCAAGACAAGUUUAUAUUAACCAGUCUCCAGGUUUAAUCAUUUUCUAACGUUAGUAAUUAUUGUUAAUUUAAAAAAAAUACUGCAAGCAAAGAACAUAUGUUAGCAAUACUUAGUUUCCAAGGAAGAAACCCUGCAGGCAAGACCUUUUCUGCUGUGCAGUGUGCCUGUACAUGGGGGGCAGGAUUUACUUGGUAGAGGAAGUCAGUGGGGAAAGAAUACAUGGAAGCGCAUUAUAUCAAGCCAAACUGUUGACCUGUGUAGCUCAUGAUUGAUAGCAGGCUGGUCACAACUCUCCAGAGCAGUGUUUGUCAACCUUAACAACUUUAAGAUAUGUGGACUUCAACUCCCAGAAUUCCCCAGCCAGCCAGCCAUGAAUUCUGGGAGUUGAAGUCCACAUAUCUUAAAGUUGCCAAGGGUGAGAAACACUACUCCAGAGCCUCGUGUGUGCCAACUGCAUUUGAAAAUCGUGGAUUUUGAACCCAGGACCUCUGCUGCUUGCCAAAACAAGCGGCAUCCCUACCUACCAGGUGCCCAUUCUUCUCCCAGUUCCACCUGCUCCACCUUAUUCUCUCCACCUCCCUUUUCAGGAUAUGGCUGUGCCUUUCCUUCUGCCCUCACAGUCAAGCUCGAUUUUGCCAUCUCCUGCAUUUGUCAAAAAGGAAGGCAAUCUUAGAUUUAAGAUGACCCCCACCCUUCCCUACACAAGGAAGGUGAGAGAGAGAAAACCGCAAAGGCUUCCACUGCUUUAUUCUUAGCCAUCUCAUACAGCCCUCCCAGUUAAAGCUGAGUUAUUUGGAAGAAGGCCUAGUUCUUCUCUCAGAUAAAUACGUAUCAUAGAUUUUGGAAUGGUAAAAAUGUUAACUGGGAACGCAGCCAAUCAUUUCCGCUGCAGAGACCAACAGCCUCGUAGUUGCCUUCUGCUCGAUCCUUAGCACGCUCAGAGACAUUCCAUUUUACCCACAACUCUGCUCUCGCCCACUCGGAUCUGGUGGGCUUCUGGUACUUUAUAAAGGGAGAGAGUUUGCCAGACCUCACUUGCGUUUCUGGUCAAAGCCCAGCUAUCCAAGGGCUGCAUCAACCCUGCCCCCCUGCCCAUCAAAUGUUCAUGGUCUCUAGAGCAUCCUCUCACCCCAAGGAAUGAAAAUCAGAGGUACCUUUCUUACCAUUUUGAAGUGGGGAAUGCAACGUAUGGAAACUGUAGGAAUCCCUGAAGUUGGAUGAAUGUAAGAAAAAAACUGCUAACUUUUCCCACCCCAAAUCUAAGGGGAAAAAACAUCCAUAUGCAGGCAGCUCCCUGCUCACUCCAGUUCUUGCCUUCCUCCCCACAAAAAGAACAAAUGCAAGCCCUGGUCAAGGAGUUAGUGUCCCUCCAGGUCAGCUGAGCUCCCAGAAUUUGGAAUCAUGGGAUAGAGGUGAUGUUCCUGUUUCAGUAACUGCACAAGGAAUUCAAGUUAAGCAUGGUAUAUAUAGGUAGUCCUUGCUUAAUGACCACAAUUGGGACCAGAGUUUCGUUUGCUAAGCAAAGCAGUCGUAAGCAAAUCCAACCUGAUUUUAUCACUUUUGCGGCGGUCGUUAAGCGAAUCACGUUCCCCAUUGAUUUUGCUUGCCAGACACCAGCUGGGAAGGUUGAAAAUGGCGAUCAUGUGACUACAUGAUACUGCAAUGGUCAUAAAUGCGAACUGGUUGCCAAGUGCCCAAAUCGUGAUCUUGUAACUGCAGGGAUGCUGUGACGGUUGUAAGUGCGAGGACCAGUUGUAAGUCGUUUUUUCAGUACUGUCAUUAAGUCUGAACCAUCACUAAACGAAUGGUUGUUAAGCGAGGACUCCAUGUAGUCCUCUUCAUUUA